CGUUCAGCGAUCUGUGCGGUGUGCAUAUACAACAAUUAAAAAACUGUUUUUUAAAAAUUCAAGUAUGGACGUUUGUACAAAAGGUAAGUGUAUUAAUAAUAGAAUUUUAAUGUUUUUUAUGUUAUAGUUAAUACAACAAUGUCUUAUUUAUUUUGGUUAAUUGUUAUUUUUAAAACUUAAAAAGAUAUUACUAAAAAAUUACUAAUUAUUGCUGUUACACAAUAUGUCUAUUAUAUUAUACAUACUCUUAGGUGUUAAAUUUAUUAAAUUCGUUUAAGUAUACUUGCGAAUUGACUUAACAUAACUGUUUUAACUCAGUAAUAUAUUGUUAGGAAAUUUUAAGAAAAAAGUCUUUUGAAUAAUAAUAUUUUAUUUUAAUGAGUUGUAGUAGUGGUUUUUAACACCAAAAUAUUACCUACUAUGAUUUAUUUAAUUUAUUACGAGGAAAUGGACCAUAAAAUCCCCUGUCUAAACAGUCUAGAGAAUUUUUAUUGAAAUAAUACUAUGUGGGAAAUAUGAUGGGGAAAAUUGGAUGGAAUAUAUAGACCGUAAGGUUACGUCCAAAAGAAUAUCACAAGAUUUAUCAAAUGAAGCUAAAUCUUCAUUGAGUAUAAUGUUAGACGAAACAAAUUUGAACAGUGAUAGUGAGAGUAAUAGGGGUGGCUAUUGUUAACAUAGUUUUAGAUUCUGAGUGGAGCGAAGAAGCCCAUGGUUUUACAAAGAUGUUUAUAUUUUUAUUUUGUUUUAUAUGUGUACAACUUUUCUACCAGAAGACUUGCUCGGAUUUUUAUGUGAAGUACCUUUUCUGAAAUUAAACCGUCAUGGGUACCCUAAGGUCAUUUUUCGGUUUUCUCGGGAGUUUUUCAUCAAAUUUGAAAAACCGAAAAAAAACGGGAAAAUAUACGAAAUAUAUUAAUAUAUUACGAUUUUUUUUUCUUCAGUGUACACAUUUUCUAUCAGCAAUUUUGCUCCAACUUUUAAUGAUAGCAAUGUUUCUAAAAGGAAAUUUCAUUAAAGAGGUACUUUAUAGUUGUCAUUUUUAGAUUUCCCCAAGAGUUUUCCCAACAAAUAUGAAAAACCGGGAUAAAACAUGGAAAAACCGGGAAAACUGGGAAAAUUGGUACAAUAUUAAAAAAAUUUUAUUAAAGAAAAUAUAUAAAUCUUAUUUAAUUAUUUUACUACAAAAUAACAUAUAUAUUAUUGACAAAGCAUCAAUAUCAACUAAACUCCGCUCAGAAUCGUUUUUUCAUAAGCAAUAGUUUAUUAUUGCUUAAGAUAUACAUUAAAUUCCCGUCUACAUCCUUCCUUCCCAGCUUUCCACCUUCACCAGUGGCUGCACCCGUCCCCAUUAUCCUACCUUUCUAUUUUUGUUAUUCUAUUACAACGUUAAAUAUUAAUUAAAGUAUUUAAUUAAAAAAUAUAUAAUGUCCCCUUAUAUACCCUUAAUUAGGAGCCAAUCAAAAAACGUAUGCAAAAUAUUUAAAAAUGGUUAAAAUGAAAGAGGUGUUAAUUAAUUAUGUAAGUCAAUUUACGAUUCAGAUCUGCACUGUGUAACGCCGCGGAUAUUUGCCGUUUUUUUUUUUUUAAUUUUGAUUUCGGUUUUAUCAACUAUUUUUUGUAAAUCCCUUGGAAUAUCAAAUAAAUAACCUACCAAAUGCACCAACAAGAUCCAAAAUUCAACAAAAAAUUCUGUUGUUUUUUUUUGAUUGGAGCAAGAUUUCUGGUUGAAAAGUUGCUCACGUACACAAAAACUACAAAAAUACAAAAAAUUCGCCCUGCUCCGAAUCUAAAACGCACAUCAUUGUCAAACCAAUAGAUCCCUCGCUCCGCUCAGAUUCUAAUCCCAAAUAAAUAAUAACUCGGUACCUAAUACUUAUUACACUUUUAUUACCUAUAUCAGCCUAUUUAUUACUUAAUAAAUAUAAAUUACAUGUCUUAAUAAAAAUAACAUGCGCAAACUGUACACUUCACUUUAUAGGUAGGUACCGUUGUUAUAAUACCUAAGUAAUAACACAGCGGUUUCUGUAAUCUUUUGUUUAUGAAUGGGAUUAUGGGUACUCUCGAAUUGCCUCCCGAAUUCAGAUUGGUGACCUUUUUUCAUUCGAAUUGCCUCCGGGUGUUUUCCGAAGCAAUUCGAGUAUACUCAAACAGUCCACUCGAAUUACCUCCCUUAGCAUACCUAGAUUAUUAAUUAACACAUCCAUAGUUGACGUGUACUAUCGGUUAUUAUAUUGAUUUCCGUAAUGUUCAAAAAUAUUAUUUUUAUUAUUUAUAAUAAUAUAUUACAUAUACAGUGUUCCCCAGACAGAUUAAUUUGUCAAACGCAAUAAUCUUAUCGAUAACUGAUUAUCAGUAGAUUUUUUUUUUUUUUGCAUAAGGCAUCAGUAGAUUAGUUGGCUAUAUAAUUAUUUUUUUGUAUUAAUUUUUAAAACAUACAAUUUUGUUACGGUAAGUUCAUAUACUUAUUUGAUUUUUUGACAUCGAUUUAUUGCCUAAUACCGUCUACUGAUGGUAUGUGUGUGUACUAAUGUCGUGUACCUAAUACCUAUGUAAAAUUGUUUUUAGUUUUAAAAAAAUCGAAAUGGAAAUCGAUUCCGAUACCAGAAGGUCACUGAUCUAAAAUAGGAGGCGAUUCGAGUGAAUGAUAUUUUUGAAAUCGGGAGGCAAUUCGAGUAACCUUUUGACAAAAAAAAUUCACGGGAAGCGAUUCGAUUCGGUCAGGUGGGAGGCGAUUAGCGUGCGCCCGGGAUUAUUGACAAUGCGGACUCGACCGACUCCUCGCCGUACCGUUUCGCCGCUAUCCCCGUUCGCCGUUAUAUUAAUUUUCACCGCGAAACCUUUUUUUUUUUUUUCGUUUAACACCUAACGCCUUAACUCAUUUGUUUUUAAGGCGUGCGAGCGAGAUCUCCACUAGUAUAUAUAGGUCUAUUAGAGGCACUUUACAUUCAAAGUGUUGAUGAUGGGAAAGUGGUUUUAAUGCCACACAACUCGGCAAACUAGUCCCCUCCAUAGUUUGAAUCGUUUCAAAUGGUCGAUGGGUCCCCUUUUCCGAUCCCUGAUUUUAACAAUAUAGAUUAAUAAAAUGCUUAUCGUAUGCUAGAUAGAUAUUUAAAAUGUUGAACUUCCAUAACUUCACAUUAUGUAAAAUAAUUUACAAUUGUUUAGAAUGUCACCAAGUAAGAAUAUACCAAUAAUAUAUUAUACAUAGUUUAUACUUCAACGGUACCUACUCAUUAUUACCUUACGUGGUGGUAUAGAUUUUAACCUCGGACUAAGCAAGGUGUAUUGUUCAUAGAUACUAUAGGUCCCACAGUAACCAGUGUAAGCCUCCCGCAGCACCGUAGUGUCAAUGACGUCACCCGCCGGCGUAGGUAUGUGUCCGUAUGCCAUAUUGCCGACUUACCGUGUGCACCAACUAGAUCGAGAAUGAAAAAAAAAAAAAGAUCUUUUCGUUGUUUUUAUUGGCGCAAUAUUUCUGGUAAAAAAGUUGUUUACAGACACACACGUAAAUAUGGAAAAGCCAAAAUCAACAGAAACCGUGGUUGUUGCGUACGUAUUUCUGUUUUCUGUCGUUUUUUUCUGGUUUCCCCUCAUCGUUGAAAAAAAGUGCCCAGAAAAAUCGAAAAUCGUAUAGUACGCGCGCGCUUAUAUUAUAAUUUAUAAUUAUUAUACUUUAUUGUUAAUAAUAAUAUGACAUAGGUAUUAGUAUAAUAUUACGAUGUACAUGUACUGAUUGCCAUUGCCCAUUGGAAUGGAAUUACAAUAGUAGGUACCCCCACCGUCUACUUACGGUUCGCAUUGUACAUUUUUGUAAUAUUUUCAUUCGGGAGAUUGAACAAUAUAAAAAUCUUUGAUUAUGACAAUUAUCUAUAAUCAAUGAUAAAAAAAUAAAUAAAAAAAAUAUACCAUAGGUUAUUAUGCGUGGUACUAUUAUUUAUAAUUAUGAAUAGUAAACGAUAUGAACACGGACGACUGCGAAAUACAUAUAGCAAAUAACACGGUUAUUAUCUUAUCGAUAAUAUUAUUUUUAUAUUCGACUGCGGAUCGCGGCGCAAUUGUAAAAGUAUAAAUAAAUAAUACAGUCACGCGAAAAUUCAUUCCCAACGCUGCCGCUGCGUUGUGGCGGAGGGGAGCGCCGCUGAUUACGACGGCGUUGGAAUUCACGGUGCCGCUUGGAGCAGCACAUGCCGGAACAAAAUUAACAUUUUACGACGUAAAAACAUGUUUACGCAAAACAAACGAAACGGCAUUAAAAAUGCGUUUCAGAGUAAAAACACCUAUUAUGAGAUUUAUAAAGAAGAAUGUUUUGGUGGAGACAACCUCAUAAAGGUUUUGUAAUAUUUUUAAUAUACAGGGUCGAUAUAAGAGGUUUUCAAAACCGUUUUUUUUUUUUUUACAUUUUUUAUGUGAUUGUCACUUUUUUAAUAUUGAAUAUUUCUGAAAACGCAUGUGAAAUUCCCUCCGAAAUAUUGUUAUCUAUAAAUUUCAUAAUAGUUAUUUUUACUCUAAAACCACCUUUUAAUGUCGUUUCGUCUAUUUUUCGUGAACGUGUUUUUAACGCUGAAAAUGACCGGUAUGACGGUAGUCUUAUAAGACACACUAGGGUAUAAAACAAUUUUUAACAUAAAGUACAAUAUUUUUUUUUUUUUUUUUUUUUUUUUUNAUUAUGGAAAAAAAAAAAAUAAUAAAAUAAAAAUAAAAAAGGCGAGAUCGACAUGAGGAAGUAAUCACCCAGCGGCAACACUUACUGACUAUAGAGGGCUAUUAUAGGUCACGGUUCCAGUUACGUUUUAACCUUCUAGGUGGAUUACCUGGAAUGGAAUUGGAGUUUAGGGCACGGAUUAGUAGAUUAGAGUGGUUUGUAAGACGCGCGCGGAAAAGUCUAUAGGCAAUUUUGGCUUCUUAGCCAAAGUACAAUAUUAAUUUUAUUUCUAAUAAAUAAUUUAUGAAAUAGUUCUUAAAAAUUAUUUGUGUUUAGUCAAUCCCAAUAUAAUUAUGCUACUGGGGAAGCUACUGCUUCCGGACAUUUUUUUACCAAUUAAAUACCACCUUUUUAGUAGAAUCACUCAAUAUAUUACCCACUACUUCUCUUUUCUUCUUCAUUGUCUUGCCUUCCUUCCUUAAUACCUAUUUCUAGUUUCUCCUCAUAACAUGUCCAGAGAAUUUCUUCUUGUUCAGCUUUUUAAAUGAAAUCAUAAUUAUUCCUCUUUUGUAUUAGAUGUAUUAUUGCCAUAUAUUAUACAGAGUGUAAUAUUUUGUGUAAUUUUUUACUAGAACGGAACUAUAAUGGUUAGGAUAGCUAUAGUUAAUUAAACCAUUUGUGAUGUGUAUAAUCACUGAACAAAGAACUGAUAAAAUAUUUUUUAAUAAAUGUGUAGUACUAUGUAUACCUAACCUUGACACGGGGAGGAUUUAGGGAUUCAACCCCCCCCCCUUACAACAUGGAAAGUAUAUAAAUGUAUUAUUAUGUAUGUACUAUUUUUUAAAUUAACUACAAUAUGUAAAUAUUACGAUAACUCCCCCCCUCCAUUAAAAAUUCCCCGCGUCGCGUAUCAUAUAUUUCAGAAUGUACAGGUGUAUACCCGAAACAAUCUUUACGGCUACACCACUGUAUGUAUGCAAGAAGUAGUAACUAAAAAUGUACCACACUAUUUUAAAUACAUAAUAAAAGUACAAAUUAAACAAUAAUACUAAUGAAUGUACAAACGAAAACGAAAACGCACAUACCAUUUAACAUUUCACUGUAAUACGCGGCCAGCGGAUGUCAAGAAACAAUUAUUUUGUUUAUACGGUGAGUGACGUCAUGGCGUUUUUUCUCCCACUACUACUUUUUGAAAAUGUCAAAAUGAGGCGACCUAUAGUAUCUAUAAACCUUCCGGAUCGAGAUCUCAUGAUUUAUGAAAAAAAAGUCGGUGAUUUUAACGCAAACCAUAUGGGUACACUAGUGCAGUCCACGGUUUAAGAUACAAACGAUAUCUUAAAUCGUGGUGCAGUCCGAUGGAAAACACCUUGUUAUUAUCAUAUCUGGGAUUUUUUUCAUUGAUUAGUGAUAUCUGAUAAGUGAUAAUAACCAAAACAGACUCACGUUGUUUACACUCCUUAAAAUAUUAAAAUAUUCGAAGAAAAAAAGCAAUACUUAAUUUCCAUAAUUUAUAAUUAAUUGACUUUUAAAAAAAUUUUAAUUCAAUAUUUUUACGCGAGCAUUAAAAGCUCGUAUUAUUAAUUGCUUAUAUUCAUUUUACUACAUUUCUUCUUGUAUUAGCACGUGUUUAUGAGUAAAAUUAUAAAGAACUAAUUAUGUUUACUUCAGUGAUGAAUCAAAAAUAUGUUCUCUUCGAUAUUUUACUGUAGCUGUGCGUGUUCAUUAAUGAAUCCAUACAGUUUUUAAUCAUGAAUCAUGCAAGUAAUUGGUUUGAUAUAUGUGACGAGCAAGCCAAAAUCAGUGCCGAACAACUAGUAUCAUCUUUUUCAUCUCGACCAACAACUCGACAGGAAGUACUUGGUCGUUUUAUUAAAGUGUUUGCUACUCAUUUUAAACGUGAGUGUGAUAGAUAUGGUUGGCCAGACAACGAUUCGGGUAAUAGCGAUUCGGAUACGGAGUCCAUGAUCACCGUUAAGAAAAAACCUUUUUUCAGGUAAGUUGAAUUAUGUAACUCAUGAAAUGAUCUGCACUUCUCGGAUAUUUAUAAAUUAUUUAUUUUCAGACGAAUGUCAUUUAGAGCUCUUCGUCCGUUGUUUCAUAAACAGCAUUCUGAUGAAGUAGAACUUGAUGCUGCAUCUAUAGUGUCUCAAAGACCAAUGAAAUGCAAAAAAAAGUUAGCAAAAAUUAUUGUGGAGUGCCGCAAAGAAGGUAUUGUAAACUAUCGAUUGGGCGAGUCAAUUGAUGGCGGUGAACCUAAAUGGGAAAAAGCAAGACUGGCUUUAGUUAAAAAUUCUGAUGGUUAUACCCUUGAAUUUUACUGUCCUCCUAAGGUAUAUGAUUUUACAACUUCUAUUUAGACUAUUGUUAUAUAAAAAUAACAUUAAAAUUAUAAAUAAAAUAAAAUCUGUGACCAUUUAAGUUUAAAAAUCUUAACACUUUUUUUCCACAUGGUUUUGACUUACUUAUUGUUAUAACAAUUUUAUUUUAUUUAUUUAUUUUCAUUAUAAUAUGAUCAUGACCCAAAGUAAAGAUACCAAUUUACACAAUUAAAUAUUCAAUAUAAUAAGUGUGUUUAGAAUUAAUACAAAGAAGAUAUUUAAACCAAAAUACAUUAGGAUAUAUUUAAAAAGUAAAAAUUGGAUCUUCAUUGACAAUACACAUCAUUUGAAAAAAUAGUCAGUUACAAGAGUAGUUUGUCUUACAUAGUGGCAAAGAAUACAGUUAACACAAAAUUUAGUGUCAUUGGAACUAAUACAUUUUAUGUACAUUGCUUAGAUAAAUAUGUAUAUAUUUAGUGCAAAGAGAAUAAACCUAUGAUAAUUAUGAGAAAUUAUAGGAUUGUAUUGUUUUAUAUUAUAAAUUACUAGCUGUCCCACCCAGCAUUGCCCGGGGCGACUUUUUUAGUAUACAAAUUAGUAUUUCAAAAAUAUAACCAUUAUACCAGGUGAUCCAUUUAAUAUGUACAUAUGAGUGGGUACACUCAUAAUAUCUCGGAAAGUAUCAACUUUUUAUAGAAUUUGUUUUCUAGAACAUUUAAGAAACAAGUUAAUUCUUUCAGGAAUAAUGAGUGUACCCACUAGAAUGGAUCACCCAGUAGGUAUAUGUACGGUAUACUUUAUCAUUUUAAAAUAACGUUUGUAGUUAAUUAUUUUAUUGUCUAUCAUUUAACUCUCAAAUAUUCUUGAUUGGCCAACACGACAAUUGCAUCUUGAACGUUCUCGAUGCAUGACUGCCAGUCAGCUGUUAUCGGUUGUUACCGCAAAAUCAAAAUUAUUAAUUAAUACAUUAUAGAACACAUUGCAUGCUAACCCAUUGUACGCCUAAUUUUUAUAUACAGUAAAACCUUGUAACGGACCCUCUCUUAUGCAGAAAUUUCCUUAAAACAUAAAACACAACAGUUUUACAUAACCUAUAUCCCAUAUAUUUUAGUCCUUCUAUAAUGGAAAAAUCUAUUGGUACCAGACGAUUCUGUUUUAUUAUAUAUAAGAUAUAUAUUAUAUUGUUUAUUACAUAGCAUACUAACAUCACAAUCGAUAUACAAUUUGAUGAUAAUAUAAUCAUAGCUUCAGGCAUGAAUCCAAGAUGGUAUGCUGUCCCCCUGAAGUUUUUUUAUUGUCACAAAAUAACUAACAGAUAACAUAGCUUUAUAGCAAGUCAUUCAAUGUGCUCCUACCCUUGAAAUUCUAAUGGGUAAAUUAUUUCCAAACACUGGUUUAUGCUAUAUUAUAACACUAAUUAAUGUAUAAAUUCAAAAAAUAUAGGGUCAUUUAUUAGUUAACUUGAUAUUUAUACUACUACUGAGCUAUUAUUUAAACAAAUUAUAACAAAUUUGAGUUACAUCAUAAGUUUUUACUAGUAUAGCAUUAUAUUAUUUUAACUACAUAAUAUAUUAUAUUGUUUAUAAUUUCAGUCUUUGAAACCAAAACAAGGAGUUUUUUGUUUUUUAAUACAAGAUGCUAGGGAAACCAAAGAAAUUGAAAUGCCUGAACGAUAUGCAAAUACUUUUGUAUUAAAAGUAAUUAUUCUUAAAAACUUAUUUUAUUAUUCCAUUUGUAUUAUUAAAUAUUUGACUUCAUUAAGGAUGAAAACAGUGUAGAGUAUAUAAUUGAUGCCUUGAGUCCAGAAGAAAUGCGCCAAUGGCUUGCUACUGUAAAAUACUGUAUGCGGAAACGUGAUUGUGGUAUACAGGAUGACAUAAGGUUGAUAACAUUUUAUAACCUACCAAUAUUAUGCUUGAACUUAUUAUUAUCUAUUUAAUAAAAUAUGAAAUUAUUUUCUGUAGUCUUAUUGGUUCUGAUGGUGUAUUUGACACAUCAGUUGCACAUUCAAAUGAAACACUAUUAAGCUCACCCCAAAAUUCCACAAAUAAUUUGGAUAUUAUUGUUAACAAUGAUAUUGGUAAAUAUCAAAUAAUAAAUACUAAAUUUACGAAUUAGUGUAUUCAUGUUGAUUGCAUUGUAUGUUAUCUAUGUCUCUGGUAAUAUGUAGUAAUAUGUGUAUAGUAGUACAGUCCACCCAUACACCUUAUACUAAUUGACUGGCCUUGUCUAUAGAGUAGCUUUAGAAGUCACCAAUCAAACAUACAGCACUGAUAUAGCCUAGAUUAUAGGCAUCAGUGUUGCUAUUGGACAUCAAGUCUUGUACAAUAUACAGUAAUAUUGUGGGUAUUAUUUUAAUUUCUGAUUCUCAUUUCCACAAGCUAGUCUCCAGAAAAUAAUAUAUUCAGUGGUGGUUAUCCUUAAAAAAAAUAAACGAAAUAUGAAAAAUAAUCGCACAUCAAGGAUACAGGUAAGAAAGGGAGCCAUAGUAGAGAUUUUUAUAUUAUAUUGUAUAUAAUAUGAAUCCUAAAAUAGAAAUUGUUAGACGAUGCAUUUACUGUGGAUGAGAAUGAUAUCUGCAUAAUAAUAAUAAUUUUUGUGCAUACAAGAGAAGAAUCCUCUAUCUUUGACUACUGUCCCAAUAAUUAUAAAUAUAAACAAUGUAUAACAUUUAAGGCUACCUCCAUAAAGUUUUUUAAAGUUACAGGGAUAUAGGUGUGAUAACCACUUGUUCUUAGCUUAAGCAACGCUAUGCACCACUCGUCUCUCAACCUACAACCUGUAGAUCCAAAUUUGAUAUUAAUAUACGGAACUUAAUAUUUCAAAUAUAAAACUUAACUUUAAAAUAUGUGACUGGGACUUCAGCCAUGUCCAUUAGAUUGCAAUAUAAUGGAAUUUUCAUCAAAAAUAAACAUUGAUUUUAAUGAUUAAAUUUCAGAAUUUGUUUGUCAUAACUUCUUUAUUAGUUCGAAAUUGCACAGAUCACACUUUAAAUGUUAUAGAUAACAUACAAUGCCAGUUCCAUAUUUUUUAUAAUUGAAAUAUUUACAGUGUUGUUCUUUUCAUUUUUUUUUUUUAGAAAACGAUAUUUCGGCUUCUCUUCGUCUAUAUCCAUGGUUUCAUGGUAUGUUGGCUCGAUCUGAUGCUACCAAUUUGGUGUCACAUUUGGGCACUGACGGACAUGGAAUGUUCCUAGUUAGACAGUCUGAAACCCGAAAGGGUGAAUAUGUAUUGACAUUUAACUUUAAAGGAAAACCAAAGGUAUUUUUUAAGUUCUACAAUGAACUUUUAGUAUAAAAUGUUGUAAAAAUACUUUAAAUGGUACUUUAUGUUCAGCAUUUACGAAUGACACUAAACGACCAAGGACAUUGUCGAGUUCAACAUUUGUCGUUCUCUAGUAUACAAGAUAUGCUUGAACAUUUUCAAACACAUUUAAUACCAUUAGAAAACGGUGGGCCUGGUGAUGUCACUCUUAGAGACUAUAUACUUAAUACUCCUAUUAAAUAUGGUAUGCUUCCAACUAAUACUAAUUUGAACUUUAUCCUCAUUACACGUGAUCCAAAUACUCCACUACCUCAGAGUAUGGAACAUGGAUCAAGAGUCUCUGCGCCUCAGUUGUAUAGAGAAGUAUGUUUAUAUAGAAGUCAUUAUAAUAACAUGAUUGUAACAAAAAAUAUGAUUUUUUUUUUUCAGUUUAAGACAAUGUUAGGUCCUAUUAGAACUAAAACAAAAGACUUACAAACCGACUUUACCAAUCAGCCAACACCAGAACCAGGAGUUGGCAAUAUUGUAAGAGCAGUCAAUAAUCAGUAUACAUUAAGAUAGUUAUAAUGAAAUUCCACCUGUAUAAAUUUGUUCAGUAUUAAAUAAUAUUUUAUUAUUAUUAAUUGUUGAAAAAUAUGUCUUAAAAUUUUACUGAGUUUCUUCUCGUGUUUGUGUGUUUUUGUCUCUUCACUUUAAAUAUAAUUAAUUGAUUUUGUUUAAUAUUGUACAGGUUUUCAUAUUUUUUUGUUAUCUUAUUAAUUUUUUCAUCAAUUGAGGUUAAUUAACAAUUAAACAUGUUUAAAUACUAUAUUAAUAUCUGUAACUUACUAAUAAUAAUGUUUUAAGUUGACUAAAUACUUUGUAAAUUAUUAUUUAUGUCUCUUGUAAUUUGCAAUGUUUAUACAACUCCUAUUGUUAUUUCUAAUAUUUAAUUUUGAAUAUUUCAAUAGGAUAGUUAACUGAACUUUUUAUUUUUUUUGUAGUAUUUACAGAUCUAAUAAUUGUGUCAUAACUUAUUAAUAAGUAUUAAUGACUUUAUUAAUUACUUGAAUUUAUGUCCAAGUAUCCAAGAUAUACUAUACAUUAUGUAUAUUAUAUCUGAUGAUCGAUAGCCAUGUGUAAUAAAAAAUAACAUGCAAGACUGCUGAAAUACCAUAGGUUUAAAGUAUAAUGAAAUUACCUAAAUAUUUAAUAAAUAAGUACCUUAAAUAAAACAUCAUUAUAGACAAU
Molecule: messenger RNA, 11454 nt
Organism: Cinara cedri
Lineage: Eukaryota; Metazoa; Arthropoda; Insecta; Hemiptera; Aphididae
Source: the annotation of a GenBank genome assembly